ACUUGUAGCAGCAAACAAAUCCUCCUUAUAAAUAGGAGAAAACAAAUCAGCCCCCCAUUUCUCAGAGGAAAAACAACAGCUACAUUCUUCAUUAAUUAAACAAGAAUUAGGGUUUUCAACAAAAGGAGAAACUAGAAGCAAAUCAUGCCGAAGAACAAGGGAAAGGGGGGUAAGAACAGGAAGAGAGGGAAGAACGAAGCCGAUGAUGAGAAAAGAGAACUUAUUUUCAAAGAAGAUGGACAAGAAUACGCUCAGGUACAACGUAUGUUAGGUAACGGACGAUGUGAAGCUACAUGUAUUGAUGGAACCAAACGUCUCUGUCAUAUUCGUGGUAAAAUGCAUAAGAAAGUUUGGAUUGCAGCUGGUGACAUUGUUCUCGUUGGCCUUCGUGAUUAUCAGGAUGAUAAAGCUGAUGUUAUCCUGAAGUACAUGCCAGAUGAGGCCAGGCUGUUGAAGGCAUAUGGAGAGUUGCCGGAGAACAUUAGGCUCAAUGAGGGUGUUGCUAAUGUAUUGGAUGAAGAGGAUGAGCGCGAUGUUGAUGAUUAUAUUGAGUUUGAGGAUGAGGACAUCGACAGAAUUUAAAGUUCUUGCUACUUAAUUUUUUUUGUCUUACUAAUCUUUUAUGGGUGUUUAAUUCUCUAUGAUUGAGAGCUUAUAUGUAUGUUAAAAGAAACAUAUGAUCAAGCUUUAUGCCAUUUAGGUUUCUCUUAUGAAUAUUUAUGCUUCCAUGAUACGGAUACAAUAAUAACGAGUUACUAUAUUUUUUCGGAUUA
Molecule: messenger RNA, 773 nt
Organism: Capsicum annuum
Lineage: Eukaryota; Viridiplantae; Streptophyta; Magnoliopsida; Solanales; Solanaceae
Product: eukaryotic translation initiation factor 1A
Exons: 2
Coding region: 145-582 (145 amino acids)
Biological process (GO): translational initiation
Cellular component (GO): cytoplasm
Molecular function (GO): translation initiation factor activity; RNA binding
Source: RefSeq, a predicted model, not a curated record